AUGAAAUCUUCGAGGAUACUACUCACCGCGCUCAUCGCGGCCGCUUCGUCGGCGUCGUUCGCACGCGCGCAGUCAUGCCAAUCGCUCGUGUUCUCUGGUCUCUCGAGCGCGUGCGCGUUAGGCGGCGAGAGCGCGAGCGAAAGCGCGUGCUGCGACACUCUCGGACGCGCGAACGAGCGCCUGUGCUUUUGCGACAUCGAGCUCAUGGGAACCAUAGAAAUGGUGAUUGGGAACGAUGGAAUUGAGUUUUUUCGCAACUUCUCCAAGUACUCGUGCGACGGCGGUGAGCUCGUCAUCGGCGACGCGUGCUCUGGGACGCCACCCGCGAGCGGGCCGCCUCAACCACAGACGCCGCCGACGACGCCGACGACGACGAUGAUGACGGUUAACGAUUACAAUCGACAUCGCCAAUCACACGGAUACGAAUUUAGUGACAAUGCGAUGCCGACGACACCUCGCGAGAGGAUUCCUAUGUUUCCUCCUCGAGCGGCGCCCGAAGAAGAAACCGUCGCUCGGUGGGUGCUCGAUCCAAGGCGAAACGCAGAGGUCGGUUUCACCGCGGAUGCGCUAAGUCUGACGGGGGUCAGGAACGUCUUACAUGGUAAUGCGUCGCUCACCUUCUUUGUUCCGACCAAUGAGGCGUGGUAUUCGCUCUUGUUUCAGUUAGGAGUCACGAAAGAGGAGUUGUUCGGCGCGAGCACGUGGCUCGAGGAUGCGCUGAGGUAUCACGUCGUCAACGGCGCGGCGCGGACGUCGACCUUCAGUUUCGGAACUCUACUUCCGACGGAUUUCACCGGUGAAGAUCUCUCGGUCGAGACGUAUACCGAUGGUAGAGGACAAGCGGUCGUGCGCGUAAACGGAUGCUCUGUACACACCAGCCGUAAUCGAAGGGACGUCUCAGUUGGCGACGCAGGCUUGGUACACUUUGUGGAUUGCGUCUUAUUACCACCCGGUCGCUUACUUCCGACCAGGCGCACUAUAGAUCAAUACAUCCGCUCGCAACGUUCGCUCUCGAUGUUCGCCAACGCCAUGAGAGGAUCGUCUCUGUUCGAGCGACUCGCUGAAGACAAAUGGUUCACCGUUUUCGCUCCGAGCGACGACGCGUUCGCACGCUUCCUGCGGGAUCCUCGGAUCGGGAUGUCAUUUUACGUCGACGACGAGGACGGGUCGGCACAUCCAUCGUUGACUGAUGUCUUAACUUAUCACGUCGCAAUGGGCUUCCAUUCAAAACGAAAACUCUCCAUGAGUCGUGCUCCGAAAUCGCUCUUCACCAUGGACGCUCUCGAGGAUUCGAGCGCGUCAACGCAUCGACGCGUGUACGUGUCCACGCGAGGCUCUCGAAGUGUGCUCGUGAACGGGUGCGCUAUAAUUGGUGAGCAAGCUUUCGCUCGUAACGGAGUCGUCCACGUCAUUGAUUGCGUGCUCUCGCCAAACUUUGAUUCUAGCUAA
Molecule: messenger RNA, 1449 nt
Organism: Ostreococcus tauri
Lineage: Eukaryota; Viridiplantae; Chlorophyta; Mamiellophyceae; Mamiellales; Bathycoccaceae
Product: FAS1 domain
Exons: 1
Coding region: 1-1449 (482 amino acids)
Source: RefSeq, a predicted model, not a curated record